Molecule: messenger RNA, 702 nt
Organism: Strongylus vulgaris
Lineage: Eukaryota; Metazoa; Nematoda; Chromadorea; Rhabditida; Strongylidae
Source: the annotation of a GenBank genome assembly
AUGCUGCCUUUGUUACUUCCUAUAUCGUUCGUAGCGCUGUCGUCGACAGCUCCGAUGCUUGACUUAGAACCUGGAAAAGUGCAAGGAUUCGAGUAUAAAACAGAUAAUAACGAUGCCGCAGAGAUUUUCCUCAAUAUACCUUAUGCUUCACCUCCUAUAGGUGAGCUAAGGUUUGAGAAACCUCAACCUGUACCUCCUUGGCAAGGUAUUCGAAAUGGUACAAUAUUUGGACCAAAUUGCAUCCAAUUGGUGCCGUCAAAACAUGCAAGCGAGAACUGCCUCACGCUUAACAUAAUUCGACCAAAAUUAAAUAAUCAAACAACAAGUCUUCCAAUUCUUCUCUGGAUACAUGGGGGCGGUUAUGAAGUUGGUUCGGCCUUCUCUUUUGGAUAUGAAGGAUUCUUUUCCACCGGGGAUAAACGCAUGCCUGGGAAUUUAGGACUAUACGACAUGACCGAAGCUUUGAAGUUUGUACAUAAAAAUGCAAAACACAUUGGUGGAGAUCCGUUACGCAUUACAGUAUGGGGUCAUAGUGCAGGUUCCGCGGCUGCUGGUCAACUCAUUCUAAGCCCUAAAAGUCGAGAUUACAUCGCUCAAUCCAUCGAGAUGUCGGGCUCUCCUUAUGGAUCUUGGGCAAUAGGAGCAGGUGUAGCAAACAACUCUUUAGAAUUGGCUAAGAUAAGUACUAAAAUGUGGUACUGA